Vanderwaltozyma polyspora DSM 70294 is the source of this 2418-nucleotide messenger RNA. It is a transcript of the gene LUG1, whose product is annotated as Lug1p. The transcript has a single exon. The coding region runs from base 1 to 2418 and encodes 805 amino acids. NCBI's taxonomy places the organism in Eukaryota, Fungi, Ascomycota, Saccharomycetes, Saccharomycetales, Saccharomycetaceae. Gene Ontology annotation, biological process: SCF-dependent proteasomal ubiquitin-dependent protein catabolic process. Gene Ontology annotation, cellular component: SCF ubiquitin ligase complex. The record is from RefSeq and is a predicted model, not a curated record.
AUGGCUGUGAUACCACCAGAGAUCAUUUAUCAAAUACUCACCUAUCAAUUUAGGGAUUUUAUGAGCAAUGAUUAUCCUAAUAGCCCAGAGAAGUAUAAUGAGAAUUUAAAGACAUUUUUAAGAAGCAAUUUGACCGUUAAUAAAUGGUUUUAUCAUAUCUGUAAAAUUUUGGUAUAUCGUUACUGUAAUUUCACUACUGCUAAAAGAUUUAAUAGUUUACUCAAUACACUAAAAGAGCAUACAGAGAUACGGCAUGUUGUAGAAGUUGCAGAUUUCCAAGAGUUGACUUCAAUUGGUCUUGGAAGAACUGGUGAAAUGAAUAAAAUGAUUAAAAAUUUAACGAAUGAAACUUUGUUGGAAUUUUUAGAAUUAACACAAACAAAAUUGAGAGAAUUUUUAGCUUGUGAACAUAUUCAAGAUGAUUUAGAUGAAAAUGUUAUAUAUUUUCUUCUUAAACCUGGUACUCCAUUAAGUGUAUUAGAUUUCUGUGGAUGCUCGGGAAGUAAAUUUACUGAAAGCUUUAUUAUUGCAUUAGACAAACUGUAUCAUUCUGAUGUGAAUUUACAAAUUGAUGAGCCUAUUAAAGAGAAUUAUCAAAUUACAUGUUUAGGUUUGAAUGACUGUACAGAUUUACCUCCUUAUGUUGUUACAAGAACUUUAAAGAUGUUACCGGAAUUACAAAAAUUAGAUUUAACACACACUUCAAUUGAUGAUGAAACUCUUUCCGCAAUACCACAUUUAAAAAAUUUAACUCAUAUUUCCUUUGCGAUGUGUUUGCAAUUGACUCCAAGAGCAAUACUAGAAUUUUUUGCUCAUCAUCCAGCAAUCUCUGAUGUUGAUAAUACAACAACCUUAGAGUGGUUAAAUUUAAGGGUUUCCCCACAUACUUCAUCUUGGACCGAAGUUCAUACAAUGUUUCUAUUGAAAAAGUUGUGUCGUUAUGGACAUAAUAAAACAUUACAAUAUUUGAAUAUUGGUGGUAUGCCAUUACAUGAAGAUGAAGAUUUAUCCGUAAUUCCAACAAAAUAUUAUUAUAAAUGCAAAGACACUUUACAAUUUAUUAAAUGUAAUUUUCCAAAAUUAAAAAGCUUGAGUAUUAGGGAUAAUAAUGUGUCGAUUACAAGGUUAUGUCAAUUCCUAACUCCAGAAAAUACUAUACCAACUAUCGAUGUCAAUGAUAAAUUUAAAAAUUUGAAUAUAGAUAUGAACGAAUUAGCAUUUCAACCAUGCACUCAAAGACUAAAAUUCUUAAAUGUCUCUAAUAACACAUAUAUCAACAAGUGGACUAUACAAGAUCCUGCUCUUUAUACCUGUUCUCCAUCUUUAGUAGCGAUUGAAGUAUCAUUCGAUGCUUGGAGAAAUAUUGAAAAUAUGAAUGACAGACAUGAAUUGGUUGCUUAUAGGUAUAAAAACCCAAAUUCCAUUAUUAAAGAUAUUAGUAAAGCCACGUUAGUCAAAUGGAAAUGUUAUAUUGAUUCCUCUUAUGGUAGAAGAUACUGGCUAUAUAAGGUUGAUCCUUAUUUGAAUAAAGAGGGUAUUGAUAUGCACUCUAACAUGACCAAAUACGAUUCACAAGGUAAUAAGAUAAUUGAAAUUAUUAAGCAUCCUGAUUUUUUAAAGUUUGCCCAGACAAAGAUUAUGCUAGGUUGUGGUCUGGUUUCAUUGAGUACAGUUAGAAGAAAACAAUCCUAUAGAGAUUUCAAACCACCUAUCUCUCAAUUUUUGACUAGAAAAGGUGACGCUGCAACUAAUACAAGUGCAUCUCCAAUUACUACGCCUAGAUUACCACCAGGUGGUUGGAGAUUGAUGCACACUAAUGAAUCAUCUGAAAGUUUAUAUUCACAAACUAAUAGAACCGAGAAUAAUGGCACUAGUAGUGGUGGUGGUGAUGAUAGAGCCAUGGAAAUAGGAGGUCUUGAAAUUCCUAGUUCAGUUGUCUCUACUAGCGGUGAGAAUACGUUCCGAGCACUAUACUGGGAUAGAUCUAUACACGAUCUUCAUUCAAUGGCUCUUAGAUCGCGGUUAGAACCCAUUGACAGAAGAGUUAAUGAAGCAAGAGAGGAAGAACUAUCAUUACAAAACGAUUAUGAAGCAGAGCUUGAGGAAACCGAUGAUGAUUAUUUAAACAAUCCUGACUUACAAAGAAGGAGAUCACAAUUAAGUUUGCUAAAAUCGAGUUUCUCUCAUUCUAAUAAUCUAUCGUAUUUGAACGGAACUUCAAACCAGAACACAUCAUAUACAUUAAACAAACAUAAACCAAAGAACUAUUAUCAACUUCAUCCAGAAGAAUACAUAUAUGACAAAGAGGAUAGUGAGAUAACACAAAGGUACAGAUUACAUUUUGAUCAAAUAAAUGAAUAUCAAAUAUUUGGAACUAUAGAACGUGGGAUGUAUCGUUAUUAUAGUCUAAAGACUUAA